UUUAAAGAAAAUGUUGCAACAAAUAAUAAGAGCCAGAGUAAGGCGAUCAAUUAAAGAUUCGCUUAUGUUCACCCAUCAAAAAGUUCAAUUGAAAAUACAUCAAGGAACUGUUAAAGGUGUAAUUGAGAACUUAGCUAAUGGGAAAAGUUUCUACAGAUUUUCUGGCAUUCCUUAUGCAAGAAAUCCAGAAGGCAAGUUAAGGUUUAAAGCUCCCGAAAAAUUAUUAAAAUUUGAAAAGGACGUAAUUGACUGUACAAGGGAGGGAAGUGCAUGCUUCCAUCAAUCGACUGUCACAGGAAAUUAUAUUGGAUCAGAAAACUGCUUAAAUUUGAAUGUAUAUGCUCCAGCAGAUGCAAAAUUCAAGAAACUUCCAGUUAUUGUUUUCAUUCAUGGCGGAGGCUUUAUGUUAGACUCGAAUAGUGUUGACUUCUACUCCCCAGAAUAUUUGCUAGCUGAGGAUGUUGUAGUAGUCACAGUCAAUUAUCGACUUCAUACUUUAGGAUUUUUGUCACUUCCAAGCAUGGGAAUAUCAGGAAAUGCUGGAUUAAAGGAUCAACAAAUGGCACUAGAAUGGGUUUAUGAUAAUAUAUCCCAUUUUAAUGGUGAUCCUGACAACAUCUGUUUGUUCGGGGAAAGUGCAGGCGCAGCAAGCGUCUAUCUUCAUACAUUAAAUCCAAAGUCACGUAGAUUCAUUAGCAGUGCUAUAUGUAAUAGUGGAACUGCACUUGAUACUUGGCUGUACCAAAGAGAUGGAGAAGGUAAAACUAAAAUGCUAGCAAAACGCGUUGGUGCUAAAGGAAGCAGUGAUAAAGACAUUUAUGAUGCUUUAAUGUCAUCAUCAACACAAAGUUUGUACGAUUUAGCGAAUAAAGUACGAACACCUGACGAAUAUAGACGAUCGAUUCCGUUCACAUUUAAACCGAUUGUAGAAAACGAAAGUGAUGAUGCAUUCAUGACUGAAUCCCCAUUAGAACUGAUCAAAGGUCAAAAUGGACAAAUUAAGUUGCCAAUGAUAAUUGGAAAUAACAGUGCGGACGGUAUGACAAUGACUUAUUAUUUCCGAAAAAAUCUUAAUUUAAAUAAUGAAGAUACAGUUCGACUAGUUCCAUUUUUUAUUAAUGUCGAUCCACUAAGUAAAGAAGCAAAAGCUUUGGGUGAUAAGAUCAGUAAAUUUUACAUGGGCAAUAAAGGGGUUUGUGAGGAAACAUUACAAAGGUAUUUAGAUCUGAAUUCUGAUUCAUACUUUUUUGUUUCACAAACAAUUGCCGCAAACCUUAAUAAAAUACACAAUCCAGGUAUGAAUCAGUAUUUGUAUGAAUUCGAUUUCGAUGGAGAAUUAAAUUUCAUGAAGAGAGCUUUAAGGAUGAAGAAAUAUAAGGGAGCAUGUCAUUUCGACGAUAUGUCAUAUCUUUUCAGGCAUCAAAUAAUAGAUGUAUCAAUUAGAAAAAAUUCUCGUGAACACAAAAUGCGGGACCGGAUGUGUAAAAUGUGGACCAAUUUUGCAAAAUAUAAAAAUCCUACACCCAAGACUAAUAAUCCUUUACCGACGAUUUGGGAGCCCGUUAAGUCCACUGAUAAAGACUUAAAUUAUAUGAUCUUAGACGAUAAUCCACGAAUGGUUAAAAACAUCCAUUCAGACAGAAUUAACUUUUGGAAAGAGGUUUUGGAAGAGUUUAAUGGCUCAUUCUUUAAUCCUAUUUGUCCUUAGUUCCGAUUAAUUUAUUUAUAAUUAUUGUGAAAUAUUUAUUAAACUUGCGAAAUAAAGACCUGUCAAGAGCACGUCUCAUAUUUAAAAAAAUUA
Messenger RNA from Chironomus riparius, 1801 nucleotides. Lineage: Eukaryota; Metazoa; Arthropoda; Insecta; Diptera; Chironomidae. The record is from the annotation of a GenBank genome assembly.